AUGUACAAUUCUAUUUGUUUCCCAAUUACCGAACAGGUGUUCGAAGAGGAGGAGGUUAGGUGGAGAGUCCGCAAUCCAACACAACCCAUGCUCCGUUUUUUAAUGCCUAUUUCUCUAAAAAUAAGAAAGUAAAACACAAGAGAGAAUAGGAGAGAGUGGAGGAGAGGUUUGUUUUGUUUUAGUGUUUGUUGAGUUGGCGAAGAUUUUGGUUAUCUAUCCAUUCCUCCUCACUUUCUCAACAAACGAACGCUUCAACUGCAUAAUUUCACGGCCAGCUAAACAUUCCUACUCUUAUCACUCUUUCACCCUCCCCCCCCUUCUCUCUCUCCCCUUCUCUUUUGAUGAUGAUGGCGUGGAGUUGUUGGGAUUUGUGUGUGUGAUCAGGAGGAAGAGGGUGUUUUGACCUCAGGUGGUGAAGAUCUGAGGCUUUUGUUUCACUCUUAAAGAUAUUUUAAAGUUUUUGCGUAGUCAAUCGAAAAGAAAGAGAAAUGAGUGCAUCAAGGUUUAUAAAGUGUGUGACAGUAGGAGAUGGAGCUGUUGGUAAAACUUGUCUCUUGAUCUCUUACACCAGCAACACCUUCCCUACGGAUUAUGUGCCUACAGUUUUUGACAAUUUCAGCGCAAAUGUGGUCGUCAAUGGUGCUACUGUCAACCUGGGGUUGUGGGAUACAGCUGGGCAAGAGGAUUAUAAUAGAUUAAGACCAUUGAGUUACCGUGGGGCAGAUGUUUUCAUACUGGCAUUCUCUCUCAUUAGCAAGGCCAGUUAUGAAAAUGUUUCUAAAAAGUGGAUUCCAGAGUUGAAGCAUUAUGCACCUGGUGUCCCAAUAGUUCUUGUCGGCACAAAACUUGAUCUUCGGGAUGAUAAGCAGUUCUUCAUCGAUCACCCUGGUGCCGUUCCUAUUACUACAGCUCAGGGAGAGGAGCUGAGGAAGCUGAUUGGUGCACCUGCCUACAUUGAAUGCAGUUCGAAAACACAGCAGCUUGUUCAUGCAGAAUGUGAAGGCAGUUUUCGAUGCAGCCAUCAGAGUCGUCCUUCAACCACCCAAGCAAAAGAAAAAGAAGAGCAAAGCACAAAAGGCCGGUUCUAUAUUGUGAUUGUAACAGUUGUGAGGAGCCUUUGUGUUACCCAUGCUCCUUUCCUCUCUUCCCAUUGCUCUCUAAGAAGCUUAAUUUAAUGUCUUUCCAGACCGUAAUGAGGAUCCACGAAGCAUCAGGUGGUUUGAUAUUGGUUUUUUGAAUUAUUAUGGAUCUCUAAUAGUUGAAUUGCAUUGCAUGAUUGCCCACCUCCUAUACAUAACUCCAGGUUUUGAUAUGUUUAUGUAUUAAUAAACCGGAACAUCCCAUUAGGAAGACAACGUUGCCUUGCAUGAAUUCUAUCAAAAACUUGUAUCAGUUUCAAGAGCUUGGUUAUGUUGUGCUACUAAUCUUGCUUUGGUUUAUUUUUA
Messenger RNA from Populus euphratica (Euphrates poplar), 1445 nucleotides. Its product is annotated as rac-like GTP-binding protein RHO1. The transcript is spliced from 9 exons. Gene Ontology annotation, molecular function: GTP binding; GTPase activity. Gene Ontology annotation, biological process: small GTPase-mediated signal transduction. NCBI's taxonomy places the organism in Eukaryota, Viridiplantae, Streptophyta, Magnoliopsida, Malpighiales, Salicaceae. The record is from RefSeq and is a predicted model, not a curated record. The coding region runs from base 489 to 1175 and encodes 228 amino acids.